Messenger RNA from Ophidiomyces ophidiicola, 2799 nucleotides. RefSeq names its product Phosphatidylinositol-4-phosphate 5-kinase (gene MSS4). The record is from RefSeq and is a predicted model, not a curated record. NCBI's taxonomy places the organism in Eukaryota, Fungi, Ascomycota, Eurotiomycetes, Onygenales, Onygenaceae. Gene Ontology annotation, biological process: phosphatidylinositol metabolic process. Gene Ontology annotation, molecular function: phosphatidylinositol kinase activity. The transcript is spliced from 3 exons. The coding region runs from base 1 to 2799 and encodes 932 amino acids.
AUGCCCGCCGUUACCACCACCCAAGAGUCCCAAGCCCAUCUCCGACCACGCACCACGUCUCCCUCUCCGAUAUUCAACCAGCCGCCACGAAAAUCCCACGAUCGAUCAUCCUUGACUAAUGCUUUUGUUUGGGCCAGCGAAGCUAACGGGGAGAACGGCCACGUCGACUCCUCCUCCGAAUUCUUCAUGACGAACUUCAAAGCCGGCAGUUUUCAGUCUCUCCCGCAUACAAACAAGUCCAUUGUAUCGUCACACGGCCUCGAGCGCUCCCAUUCGAGAAAUGGGAGCCUACUGUCUCUCGAGGCUGCCUCAGUGAGGGAGCACAAUAAAGCAGGCAAGGAUCAUGGGAAAUAUACCAUGACGAAUGGCACUGACACACAAAUCGACGCGGUGCCGAGCCCUCCUACCCCAAAUGGCAUCCACUCUACUCAAUCUCCCAGCGCCAAGCCGAUUGUUAAUGGAAAUAUAUCAUCUCCUGAUAGUUUCUCAGUGGAACCCACUCUAUCUACCUCUGUAUCUCCUACUACUGCUCCUGUCACCGCACCUAUCCCAAUCCCACAGCCAGACCAGACAGGAAACCGACAUUCGUCCCCUCCCGCCACACUGCAAACGGAUUUUGAGCAUUCCGCCUCACCUCCUAGCCCCCAUAGUCCGCGUCUGGCUCAUCGACAUACCCUCCAAGUUCCUAGAGCAUCAUCCGGAAGAAAACCCACACGAGACCCAUUUGGUACCAGCCCUUCGGAGGACAAUCUUACUACGAGUGAUCGGCUUUCCUCUACGUCUGGCCUUCGAAGAGGAUCUCUCAGCCUGGCCCGCCGAGCUCCAAGAUCUAUCCAAUCAGACCUCCAUCUUGACGACGGCGCUCCAGAAGAAGAGACUGCACGAUGGACGGAAGCCAUUAAACACAGGAGGGCGAGUAAGCGGAGAAAACGUGAUGACGAUGAUGACGAGCGUGUUAUCGUUGGGACGAAGGUUGAUCAGAACCAUGUCAAUUACGUCACUGCGUAUAACAUGUUGACCGGAAUUCGUUUCACUGUUUCAAGAACGAAUGCAAAAUUAGACCGCGAGCUCACAGAUGCUGAUUUUAACGCAAAACACAAGUUCUCCUUUGAUAUAACCGGUAACGAACUGACGCCAUCUGCAAAAUAUGACUUCAAAUUCAAGGAUUAUGCCCCGUGGGUCUUUCGUCACCUGCGGGCAAAGUUCCAACUCGACCCUGCCGACUAUCUGAUGUCGCUCACUAGCAAGUAUAUCCUAUCAGAACUCGGGUCGCCUGGGAAAAGUGGUAGUUUUUUCUACUUCUCUCGCGACUACAGAUAUAUCAUCAAGACAAUUCACCAUUCUGAGCAUAAGUUUCUUCGCCGCAUACUUCGAGACUACUAUGAGCACAUUGAGAACAACCCAAAUACUCUCAUCUCCCAGUUCUAUGGCUUACAUCGUGUCAAGAUGGCAUACGGCCGGAAGAUCCAUUUUGUUGUUAUGAAUAACCUCUUCCCUCCGCACAAAGAUAUUCACCAGAUGUUUGAUCUUAAAGGCUCUACUAUUGGUAGGGACUUUCGGGAAGAAGAUUUGGAAACCAACCCGAGAGCAACUUUGAAAGAUCUAAACUGGCUACGAAGGCAUCGUCACCUCGAACUGGGACCAAUGAAACGAGAUAUAUUUCUGGCGCAGUUGCGGAGAGAUGUUGCCUUGCUUCAGCGACUGAAAAUCAUGGACUACUCACUGCUCGUCGGUAUUCAUGAUGUCGAGAAGGGUAACGAGGAAAAGCUACGCGAUAAAACGUUGCAAGUUUUUCAACCUGGCGGUGAAGGUGUCGAAGAGCAGCCACCAAAUUUGCUGAUGAGAACUCCGUCAAGACUAGAGCAUGCACGAAAGGCCAGGGAAUUACGGGAAAUCAUUAAGCGAGAAAAGCCCGUCCCGAUGGAACAAACAACGGCCAGAAUGCCCGAUGAGAUACUUGAUGAACGAACAAAUCACGUCUUUUACUCCGACGAGGCUGGUUUGAGAUCGACCCAUGAAGAUGGAGUUCUUGGUAAUGAGAUUUAUUACCUUGGUGUAAUAGAUUGUCUGACUCAUUAUGGCAUGAUUAAAAAGCUGGAGCAUUUCUGGAAAGGCUUUUCUGGUAGAAAACUUUUGAUAUCAGCAAUUCCUCCAGUUGCAUAUGGUGAUCGUUUCAUCAACUUCAUUUCGAUGGUUACAAAAUCAAAGGAAGAGGCUGAAAGGGAAUUGCUUGAACAAAAAAGAGCACACCAGCAAGCAGCAGCUGAAAAUGUGGACGAAGAACAAACGGCUUCCCGAUCUCCUGGCGAGAUUGCUAUGGAGAUGGCGGAGAAGGAAGCUGAGAAAUCCUCAAAAACCCUUACCGAGCGACCAGAACCCGGAGAACGAGUUCUAACUACUGUUAGAGCCUCCGAUACCGAUAUGGCCGGCCCGUCGUCGCAAUCUACUCACUUGCCAAUUGUUGAAGAAGCCGGUGAAGCUAGUAGCACUGGGGGUAGAAGUGGCAAGAGUGGCAUCAAUCAUCAAGAGGAAGCCAAUGGGGUUGAAACGAAUGGUGUAUCGGACACAAGGCGGAGCGCUUUUCGCACCGACCUAACAUCACCUGGGCCGCCACCCGAUCGCCCAGCACCUCCUCCCAAAGUUGAUGGUUCUCCUCAGCGGCGAAACGGCAGUCCUAUGAAGAUGGCAUCGCGAGACAAAGAAUUGCCUCCGCCUCCUUUUGAUGCAUAUGCAUUUCCUCCUGCAAACACACCUCUCGCGUCGCAUCAACGCGCUUCAACCAAUGGAAUUUCCCGAUAG